GGAGAGAAAAGAGCACCGCAGUUGCCUCUCCUCUUGGGGGAGCCAGUGUGAUAAUCUUGCAGCUCUCUGGGAAGGGAAACAGGGCGGAGACACAUCGCCUCUCACCUGUCCCUCGAGGAGGAGAAAGAGGCGGAGACUCGAGGAACUUGAACUCGUCCAGAAAGUUUACGCAGGAAAAAGAAAAAAGAAAAAAAAGGGGGGGGAGUGAAAGCGGCGUGGAAGAAAGAAGACGACGUCGCCGCCGCCGCCCUGGGCGGUAGCGGGAAGCAGGGAGGGAUUUUCCAACAAGGAAACAGAAAGUCCGGAAAUUGAGCAAGAACAACUUGCGCGAAGGGGGGACGUUUUUCCAAUGCCCCCCCUCCUCUCUUUGCAGAAAAAAAGAGCAUUUUGACCUCUCUUUUUUUCCUCCACCGCCGGCCGGAGGCUUGUGACUAGAAACUUGCUUGACUUACACAAAGAGGAGACACAGCUGCGACUUGUCUUCAGAAGAUGCUCAGGGCGCGCGAAGGAGGCAGCUAAGUACUUUCCAGCCUCCCGCGAGGCGGACAACUUUCCAGUAGAGAGAACACCUCAGUGGCAUGGGGUGUUUUUUAUUUUUUUAUUUUUAAAUAUUUUGUUUGGAGAUACCCGUCUCUUCUUUCAACGUCUCCUUUCAGACUUUUCUUAAUUAUUUAAAAGCACACACCACCAGCGGGAAGCUGUUGCUCCGUUUUCCUUUGGAACGAACUUCUGGCAGCUGAGAAGUUGUGGGGAGAAAAUUCCCUCACGCCGCCCAGUUUCUCGUGACUGUUUUCUGGGGCGUGUGUGUGUGUGUGUGUGUGUCUUGUUUCAGAGGAGGAGGAGGAGGAGGAAGCCGCCUCGUUGCCUCGGUGUGACUGACUUUCCCCUUCCUCUCCCUCCUUCCCCCCUCCAUGGAAAGCGGCUGCCAUGGCUCUGAGCAAAGGGCUGAGGGUGUUGUGGAAGCAGGAACCCACGGCGAGUGCCCUGCUGGAGGCGCGUGGCCGCCAGGACUGCCUGCUGCUGGAAGCCGGCACGAUGGCCACCCUCACUCCUGAAGAAAAGGAAGAAAUUAAAGGGCAAUAUGAGAAGCUCAUGGGUGCUUAUGGGUGCUUAGGAGAACUCCAGUUAAGAUCUGGCAACACCACCCUGCAUUUUCUGGUCCUUGUGACAGGCUGUGCAUCAGUGGGGAAAAUACUUGAUGCUGAAGUUUACAGAAUCACGACAACAGAAUUCUGUCCUCUCCAGGAAGAAACUAAGGAGGAAGAUCGUGUUUCUGCCUUGAAGAAAAUUCUUAAUUCUGGGGUGUUUUAUUUUUCUUGGCCAAAUGCAGGAUCAAACUUUGAUAUCACUGUCCGAGCCCAGAAACAGGGUGAUAACAACUAUGGAACUGCAAACUCAUUCUUCUGGAACCAGCUACUGCAUGUCCCCUUUAAACACUAUCAGGUGAAUUGCUCUGAUUGGCUGUUAAAAGUGAUCUGUGGUGUGGUGGACAUUCGCACUCUGUACGCUUCUCACAAGAAGGCAAAGGCCUGUCUCAUCUCCCGGAUCAGCUGCGAGAGAGCUGGUGCCCGGUUUCACAUACGAGGAGUCAAUGAUGAUGGCCACGUUUCUAACUUUGCUGAGACGGAGCAGACUAUCUAUUUGGACAAUGAUGUUUCUUCCUUUGUUCAAAUCAGAGGCUCAGUUCCACUCUUUUGGGAGCAACCUGGGCUACAGGUUGGCUCCCAUCAUCUAAAACUCACCAGAGGCCUGGAAGCUAAUGCUCCUGCUUUUGACAAGCAUAUAAUGCUCAUGAAAGAACAAUAUGGUAAACAAGUGAUUGUUAACCUGUUAGGAAGCAAAGGAGGAGAGGACGUCCUUAACAGGGCUUUCAAGAAGUUGCUCUGGGCAUCAUCCCAUGCAGGAGACACACCCAUGAUUAAUUUUGAUUACCACCAGUUUGCAAAAGGUGGGAAAAUGGAGAAGCUUGAGAAUUUGCUGGGGCCUCAGCUGAAGUUGCAUUGGGAAGAGUUAGGCAUCUUCACCAAGGGCGAGCAUGCGGGUUUCCGUCAGCAGAUGGGUACCUUGCGAACCAACUGCCUGGAUUGUCUGGAUCGAACAAACACCGUUCAGUCCUUCAUAGCACUUGAGGUUCUGUUCACUCAGCUUGAGAGCCUGGGAUUAAACUCCAAGCCUAUAGUUGAACGUUUCCUGGAGUCUUAUAAAGCAAUGUGGGCCCUCAAUGGACACAACCUAAGUAGGAUUUUUACAGGCAGCCGUGCCUUGGAUGGAAAAGCUAAGGUUGGGAAGUUCAAGGACGGGGCGCGUUCAGUGUCACGGACAAUCCAGUCAAACUUUUUUGAUGGUGUGAAACAGGAAGCCAUUGACUUGCUGCUUAUGGGUGAUUUCUACAGUGAAGAGCAAGCGGAAAAGGAGAGGAUGCUCAUGGACCACACGGCAUUGCUGAUGACUCCUAGCAUUUUGAAAGCCAUGUCAGAGCAUCAGUUUGAAUUCACAAACUUCAAGAGAAUUCGUGUUGCUAUGGGGACUUGGAAUGUCAAUGGAGGCAAACAGUUUAAGAGCAAUAUCCUUGGUACCAGCGAGUUAACAGAUUGGUUACUGGAUUCCCCGAAGCUUUCUGGUGUUUCAGAAUUUCAAGAUGACCAUUGUCCAGCUGACAUAUUUGCCGUGGGAUUUGAAGAGAUGGUAGAAUUAAAUGCUGGGAAUAUUGUGAAUGCUAGCACAACUAAUAAGAAGAUGUGGGGAGAACAGCUUCAGAAAGCCCUUUCCAGGACACAUCGAUACAUUCUGUUGACAUCAGCACAGCUUGUUGGUGUUUGCCUCUUCAUCUUCGUACGGCCUUUCCAUGUCCCCUUCAUCAGGGAUGUAGCAGUGGACACAGUGAAGACUGGAAUGGGAGGGAAAACUGGCAAUAAAGGAGCAGUUGCCAUCCGUUUUCAGUUUCAUAGCACCAGCUUAUGCUUUCUAUGCAGCCACUUGACAGCUGGUCAGUCUCAGGUGAAAGAGCGGAAUGAGGACUAUAAAGAGAUCACACAGAAGCUGAGCUUUCCAAUGGGAAGAAGUAUGUUUUCUCAUGACUAUGUGUUCUGGUGUGGUGAUUUUAACUAUCGCAUUGAUUUGACCUAUGAAGAAGUAUUUUAUUUUCUCAAACGACAAGAUUGGAAGACACUCCUGGAGUUUGAUCAACUGCAGCAGCAGAAAUCCAGUGGAAAAAUAUUUAAGGAUUUUCAUGAAGGAACGAUUAAUUUUGGUCCAACAUAUAAGUAUGAUGUUGGCUCAGAGGCUUAUGAUACAAGUGACAAAUGCAGAACUCCAGCCUGGACUGACAGAGUACUUUGGUGGAGGAAGAAACUUCCUAUUCAUAAAACGGCUGGAGAGAUCAAUCUUUUUGACACUGAUCUCAGUGCAGAAACAAAAAUCAGACCCAUUUGGUCUCCUGGUGCCUUGAUGUAUUAUGGAAGAGCUGAGCUCCAGGCAAGCGAUCACAGGUACCGUAACCUCAACGGAAGCAUAACCCUUCUGAAAUGGCAGAGAUGCUGUCGUUUCUGUGAUUGUCAUGCUUUUCUGUACUGUUGCAUAGCAAAGGAGGGUUCUGUAGCUCAAAUGGGAAACAGCAUGCAAAGCAGGUUCAACCUCUACUUUCUUUCUAUUCUUGUCAGGAUCAAUGGAGGCCAGAUGCUUGUAACAUUUGCAGAAAGCAGGUCUGCUCUUCAAGUUCUUGAUGUAGAUGGUGUCAAGAUUAAAGGCAAGACAGUGAAUAUCUGGCCUAAAACCCAGGACUGGCUGAAGGGCCUUCAGGAGGAAAUCACUAGGAAACGAGACAGCAUCGCCCCCAUGUCACCCACAGCAAACUCCUGUCUACUGGAGGAAACCUUUGAUUUUACAAGUUUAGAUUAUGAAUCAGAAGGUGAUAUCCUUGAUGAUGAAGAUGAUUAUUUGGAUGACAUGCCACCACAUUUACUUCUAACGACAGAAGUGGCAUUAGCAGUGGAUGAUUUGCUGGAUGGGCCCGAAUGUUUGAUGGUGGCAUCCACGGUACAUGCAAACAAAUCUCACCAUGCUGGAAGAAAGCUGCAUCCGUAUAAAGAUGAUGCUGACCUGAUCGAACCAAAACAAGAGCUGGACGGAGGUGGGGAGUUUUGCCAUCGUUCCCCGAGCAGGUCUCUUUCUGUCCCAGGCAGGCCUCGGCAGCCUCAGCCACCACAGCGACCUCCUCCUCCAGCUGGAGUAUCUGUUAAAAAAUCCACAUCAGAUGGGUUCAUCUCUUCAGGAGGCCACUCUCUGUGUUCCAUCCUGCAGACUGCAAAGCUUCUUCCAGGGGCACCUCAGCAACCACCAAAAUCACGGACUGGAAUUAGCAAGCCAUAUAAUGUCAAGCAGAUCAAAACCACCACCCCUCAGGAAGCAGAGGAAGCAAUUAGAUGCCUGAUGCAAGCAAAAGGAGUAACUCCAGAGGAAGCCUUGGCACCCAUUUCAGGAAGGACCCAAACUGUCACUAAAUCUGAAAGUUUCCCCGGUGUUGCAAAGUCUGCACAACUUCACAGCCCGCAACCACCCCCAGUGCUCAUACCUCAGCGUCCAGCACCAAAAGUUCCCUCUGCUAAGAAACCAGCACCCUUGCAGAGGAUGGGAGGGAAGCUAGGAUGUCCUCCUUCUCCAGAAGAGCAGUUUGAGCAAUCUGUUGGUCACUUCUCCUUUGCGCUGCCAGAGUCUUGCCUCGAGGCUAGAGCCAUUGCUACAAGUCCUACCAGAGCAGCCCCUGUUCCUAAGCCAAGAACAGUCCCCCCAGGCAAAAUCCUUGAGAGGAGAAGAAACAGCGAAAGGUACCCGGCUGCCUUGCAUCUUCUGGAGGAGAGCUCUUGUCUUCCUUCUCAGAAUUCUACCCAUGCUCCAAGAGUUCCACCGAGGAGAAAGAAAUCUGCCCCUCCUGAUUUUCAUCUGCAAGUACUCCAGAGCAGUGACAGCCUGUUUCUCAAGGGGUUAACAUUUAAUUCCAACAAUAACAACAAUCCGUCUCACACUCAGUCUGAUUCCAUCCCACUUUCUCCGAGUGAGCCCUUUCUUCCUGAAGCAGCAGGAGCCAUGACGAGUCCGAUAGACGACUCCAAACCCUUGAGGCUCACGGCUUCAGAGAUAAUUAGCGGCUUGCAAGUUCUUCCGCCCAUGUGCCUCCAGCAGCAAAACCAGCAGCUUUCAGGCGACUUUCUUAGAGGCAGCACCAGUCUUUUAGACCUGGAGGCUGACUUCAUUGCUUAUCAGUCAGUCCCUCAACCGCUGCCGAUCAGCCCAACACAUACUCCAAAAGAUUUGAAACUCCUCGGUGCAAGUGAUUUCAGCCACUGGGUUACAUUUGGUGAAGAAGGCAACAGCGGCACCAUCUCUGAAAGUCCUAAUGUACCGGUUGUGUCCAAGCAGAACCAAAAUGCCUGUGUGGACCCCAACACAAGUUUAAAACUAUGAGCCUGGGUCUCCACCCCUUGCUUUUUCUACAACAAACAAAAAAAAUCCUAACAGGACAAGAUUUUUUUUCUGAAACAAUUUGCUUUAUUCUCAGAGCCUCUGGUACAGGAAGGACUGAGUUAAAUGAGUCGUUAUGGUACGCCCCCUUCCAAUGAAUUCUGAUUUAAUUUGUAUGGUGAGUGGCAACCUUCUCUUCCACGUGCAUGCUAUAAUGCCUUUUGGUACAAUUGCUUCACAUUUUCACUUUGCUUGCUUUCUGUACUUCAUACCAAGGCUGUCUGUCCCAUAGUGCUCCCUUGCUGUGUAAAGGAUAACGUGGAGGUUUCUGCAUUAAGUCUAAAGAGGUAUUUUGUGUCUAUUUGGGCACACAGCGGUAGUUGCUUUGAAAAGCUGAACACACUUCCUAGGAGAGGCCCUAGUGAACUGGGUAGGACAUAAUUCUGGAUAAACAUGCUGAAGAUCUCACAGUAUGUUUGCCGCUGCAUCUUCCCUUUCAUGCUUGUUAACAUCUGCAGAGUCUGGGAAGCUUAAACCAAAUGAGCGGAAGCCAGUAAGCGCUCUGUUGUUUUUUCCACCAAGGCCUGAAAGGGAAGAAAUUACCUGCAGAUUGUGCAUAAUGACAACAGAAUAAUGUGGAGAUGGUCAACCAAGGCUGCUGUAGUUUUAGUGCUGCUAAUAAAUGAAGCAGCUAAUAAAUAGAAAAUGUUAUCUCAGAGAAAACGAAAGCCAUGGUUAUAUGAAAGCACUAGAAUGUAUAACUCUGAGUAAUGUGGUUGCUGUCUCAUCUCUGGCUCGGGUAGAGGCUGGGAAGCCGAUCUUGUAGUACAGGGGUGGGGACCUUGUGGUUGAGCGCAAGUAGCGAGAAUUGUAGUCCAACAACUGGAGGGUCACAGGCUCCCCAUUCCUGUCCUUGUGUAUCACCCUGUUGACAGGACCCAUGUCCUCUUUCACAGUGAUCAGGUAGGCUAUAGAUUGCCCAGGGCAGUCUCCCCCAGCCUGAAGCCCUCUAGAUGUUUUAGAUCACAACUUCCAUCAGCUCCAGCUGGCAGGUCCAAAACCUCUGGAGAGCACCAGGUUGGUAAAGGCUGGACAAGGGUAAGACGAGUCUAAAUGUGCAUAUGUAGAAAUAUCAAUGGUACACAUGAGGGAGACUUCUGUACUCAAGGUUCCACAGCUCUCACCCUUUGGAGCUACAGUCCUGAGAGUGAAAGUUACCUGGCAUAAUAGCCAGAGGAUAAUUUUAUCGAUAAUUGUUAAAUAGUAUGGGAACAUGUGCAAGGAUUUACCUGUAAAAAUCAGACAAUGAAGUUAUAGAAUCAGGUGAUUGUUUUAAGACUGGUAAUUUAUUAGUGGCAGGAUGGAAUCACUUUUGACGGAGUGGCAUACUUCAUGAUUUUCUUUUAAUUUGUUUUUAAAUAGUAAAGAUCAGAAGAGGGAGGAACUAUAAAGUAUUUGACUUUCCUUUUUGUAUUCAGGCUGUAAAUAAUAUCAUUAAAUUUCUUUUUUAUGAAACUGAACUUGGCUUAUUUUGUUUUUGUAUUGUAUUGUCCUCAAAACUGAAAGGCCAGAUGUUUCGUUUGAUUCUUCUAUGAAUGAGAGGCCAGAAAGGUAAAAGGAGGGAAUUAGAUACACAAUAAUGACUAAACAUUGAUUAUUUAAUCAAUGUUUGUACUGUACUUCUUAAUAAAAAUACAAUAUUUAAUAAUGUUUCCAAGAAGCUAGGGAAAAGAUAAGAUUAAAAACAAAACUCAACUGUACAUUACAAAACUGAGCAGUGGUCAAAAAUAAGAGUCCAAGAAAGCUGGGGCAAAAUUAUAAAUGUUAAAGAGGCAUAUAUUAGUCAUUAAUGUAUCCACAAAAUACCCAAGGGAGAGCACUCCAUGGGGUGGGUGCUAUCACUCAAAAGGCCUGCUUUCACAUUGUCACCAAGUCACACUUUACUAGUCAUGGAACAACCAGCAGGUUCUCAGAUGAUCUUAAUGAUUGGCCCCAAGUUACUUAGAAACCCAAAAACCAUGAUAUUUGCUUGAGAGCUACUAGGCUGCUUACAAAGAUCUGCACUGGCUGCCUAAGAACUGCAUUUUUCCACAAGCUGCAGCUUCUGAACCAGGUGCAAGUAUGGCCCCACAUUCAGUGCAUUGCAGUAGUAACUGAGAUUAGUAACCAAUGGACCACUAUAGCAAGGCCAUCCUUGUACUGAAGUGGCUGCCCCAACCAAAGUUGGCCAUGGGUGCUCUUAAGACAGCAAGGUCAUGUGGGCCUCUAGUGACAUUGAUGGAUCUAGGCACAUGCCCCCCCCCAAACUACACACUUGCUCCUUCAGAAGAAUUGCGAUCCCACCCAGAACUGGUACACAAUCCAAUUCCUAGACCUUGGAACCACCUGUCCACGGAGUCUCCAUUUUGUCAGGAUUCAGCUGCUAUAGCCCUCAUCCAGUUCACAAUUGCCUACAAUUUACAGAACAAUGGAGCUGGUGACACCUUGUCCAAAAUAUCCUAAUGAUUUUAACAGCCUGCAGAUAAAUUUCGAGAAGGCUGAGGUACAGUCACCCAAUACUACUAUUUGGAGAUGCCUGCUGGUUUGGGUGAAACCACCAUAAACCAUUGCUCCCAACUCAUAGAGAUGGCCCAGGAGGAUAACAUGACCUACCAUAUCAAAGGACAAUCAACAGAGUCAUACUCCUCAUCCACCUGAAAAAUGUAAUCUGUCAGCACAUCCAAAGCCAAGUCUCUUACCAAACGAGGUGUGGACCCAAAAUGAGUUUGCUACUUGGUAUAGACAGAAACUGACAACUGCUGGAGACCUCAUUGCUUAGUGUGCACUUCAAUGCAGCAUAAAAU
Molecule: messenger RNA, 8300 nt
Organism: Zootoca vivipara (common lizard)
Lineage: Eukaryota; Metazoa; Chordata; Lepidosauria; Squamata; Lacertidae
Source: RefSeq, a predicted model, not a curated record